This is a messenger RNA of Phragmites australis (common reed), 4685 nucleotides long. Its product is annotated as lysine-specific demethylase JMJ26-like. Gene Ontology annotation, cellular component: chromatin; histone deacetylase complex. The record is from RefSeq and is a predicted model, not a curated record. NCBI's taxonomy places the organism in Eukaryota, Viridiplantae, Streptophyta, Magnoliopsida, Poales, Poaceae. Gene Ontology annotation, molecular function: histone H3K9 demethylase activity; transcription coregulator activity; chromatin DNA binding. Bases 262 to 2916 code for a protein of 884 amino acids. Gene Ontology annotation, biological process: regulation of transcription by RNA polymerase II. The transcript is spliced from 11 exons.
UCGAGCUCGUGGGUUUCCGUCCCGCCUGCGCGCGUUCCACGUGCUCCCAGGCCAGGGGCGCAGAUAAGAAGGUCAGCCCGAUUGCGUCCCGAUCCCACGCGAUCCCCGACGACUCCACCCCCCGACUCCGAUCGAUCAACCCCGACGACUCCACGGAAUCCGCGGCCUUAAUCUCGGACUGAUUGAUUUUUUUUUUCCUCCAACGCCCCCCGCGCGAUCGAUCUCGCCAGCGUUCCCACCUCGUCCCGCGGCGGGCGGGCCAUGGCGGCGGUGGAUUUCCGCGUCCGGGCGGUGGGCUGGACGCUGGGCGAUGUGGCGGAGGAGGAAGGGGUGCAGGAGGAUGGGGCGGACGAGGACUGGGCGGUCGAGCUGGAGAGGAAGGGGAGUAGGGGGAAGCGGAGGAGGACGGCGCCGCGGGGGCGGCCGGGGACGGGGACCGGGACUGGGCCGAAGCGGCAGCGCAUGGCGGCGGCGACGCCUUCGCCGGUUUCGUCCGAGUCGGGGCUCGCCUCCCUGCCGUCGGCGCAGAGUGUGCCGCGCCCAAAGAUCGUCGAGCCUCCGGCGAAGGAUAAUAUGGCGCCGGCGCCGGCUGCUGCGGCGGAGGAGGCUGAGAGAGUGGGGGAGGACAGGGCACCCAGCACUAGCGGAAGAAGCGGCGGCGGGAAGAAGCAGGGCCGCGGGAAGGGCCGGAGGUCGUGCCACCAGUGCAAGAGGGUGAGGCAGUGGCCGGAGGAGAUGAUCAGGUGCCAGCGCUGCGACGAGAGGAUCUACUGCGUCGUCUGCGUCAGGAACAAGUACCCGACGAUGUCGGAGGCCGAGGUUAGGGAGCAGUGCCCGUUCUGCCGAGGCGUCUGCAUUUGUACGCUGUGCGUUGGCAAGGACAAGCAGGCUGAGCCCAAGAGCUCAGUUUUGAUGAAAUGUAAGAGCAAUAGAUCAGUUACAAGGAAGAAGAAGCCCACUGCCGCAAGUGUGAAGUCAUCCAGGGCUCGUAAUGCGGCGCAGCGAACUAAAGCAAUUGACCACUCUUUUGUGAGGACAAAUAGGAUUAAUAAUGCAUCUGCCGUGUCAGAUAAUGUAGAUGCAUCAGAUGUGAGAGCUGAUGAGGUUGAUGCUGAAACUAAAAGGAAAUAUGCCAGCUAUCUGUUGCACUACCUGUUGCCAUGUUUGACACAGCUCAACAAGGACCAGGUGGAAGAGAGAGAAGUGGAGGCCAAUAGUCGAGGAUUGGAAUUGUCAGAAGUGAGUGUAGAGCAGGCGGUUUCCUGGAAUGAUGAGAGGGUGUUCUGUGACAAUUGUAGAACGUCAAUAUUUGAUCUUCAUAGAAGCUGCCCAAAUUGCUCAUAUGAAUUAUGCAUUGUCUGUUGUAAGGAGCUUCGUGAACACUGUCUUGUGGGAAAUUGUCAGGAGGGACUUGUAUCAUAUCCUAAAAGAGGAUCUGAUUACAUGCAUGGUGAUGAGCCAUUGCACAAGUUAAUAGAUAACAAAGAAACAGGUUUGUCUAGUUACCAAUCUAAGGCCAUCAAAUGGGAUGCUGAUCCUGACGGGACUAUUCAUUGCCCUCCAUCUGAACUUGGUGGGUGUGGUAAUCAAGUUCUUAAGUUGAGACAGAUUUUACCAAAAGAUUGGUUAAGUAAGCUUGAAAUUGAUGUGUUACAAAUGAGCAAGCAGCUAGAAAUUUCUGAUAUUAUCAGUACAGAUACAUGUGAAUGCUCGUGUUCAACUAAUCAUGAAAGUUCUAGGAAAGCUGCCACUAGAGAAAAUUCAACAGACAACUACAUUUACUGUCCAAUAUCAGAUAGCGGGAAGCCAGAUGAUCUCAGGCACUUCCAGAGGCACUGGGUGAAAGGAGAGCCUGUAAUUGUGCAAGGGGUACUCAAGAAAAUGUCUCAUUUGAGCUGGGAGCCACCUAAUAUGUGGUCAGAAGUACAUGGUGCCAAUACUAGUCCCGAGAUGGAAAAUGUGAAAGUCAUCGACUGUUUGUCUUGCUGUGAGGUCGAGAUAUGCACCCAGGACUUCUUCAGUGGGUAUUAUGGAGGUCGGAUGUAUCCAAAUCUUUGGCCUGCAAUGUUUAAAUUAAAGGACUGGCCUACUUCAAACCAUUUUGAAAACAUUUUGCCUUCCCAUGGAAAGAAAUACAUCAAUUCUUUGCCUUUUCAACCAUACACAAAUUUGAAAUCUGGCUUGCUAAAUGUCUCUGCAUUGCUUCCUGGUGACAUCUUAAAGCUUGAUAUGGGCCCAAAAUCAUAUAUAGCUUAUGGCUAUGCCCAGGAACUCGGCAGAGGUGAUUCUGUUACAAAGCUUCAUUGUGAUUUGUCUGAUGCGGUUAAUGUUUUGAUGCAUACUGCCAAAGUUGACCCUUCUGAAGAACAAGAACAGGCAGUAAGAAACUUGAAAAUAAGACAUAAAGCACAAGAUGAAAAAGAUUGUUUUGGGCAUGUGGCAAUAGAUGGAAAUGAUACAAGCGUGGAGCAUGCAAAUAUAUCCUCACCUGAAUAUUGCGAGGAUGGUGAGGGAGGUGCUUUAUGGGAUAUUUUCAGGAGGGAGGAUGUUGAAAAACUGAAAGAGUACCUCACAAAACAUUCUAAAGAAUUUCGCCAUAUAUACUGCUCUCCAGUUGAAAAGACAUUUAACCCUGUACACGAUGAAACAUUUUAUCUAACCAAGGAACACAAAAGGAGGCUCAAAGAGGAAUAUGGAAUCGAGCCAUGGACAUUUGUACAAAGACUUGGAGAGGCGGUUUUUAUACCUGCUGGGUGCCCUCAUCAAGUACGGAAUCUCAAGUCUUGCACCAAGAUUGCUCUGGAUUUCGUAUCGCCGGAGAAUAUUCAGCAGUGUAUUAGCUUAACCGAGGAUUUCCGUAGGCUUCCAAAGAACCACAGAGCGAAAGAAGAUAAGCUAGAGGAAGAGGAAUGCUAGCACCCAUUGUUUUCCACUGCGGAUUAACAGGGUCUUGUUGACUCCCUCAAAAUUCCAACCCUCCUCCGUCACCUUGACGAGGGAGAGAAUAGGCAUAUGCAAAUGCUGACCGACUUGAAGACAACACCCGCCUCAUCGCCGGCCGGCCGAAACAAGGUCCAAGAUUCAAUUUGCCUCCACAUUAAGAAAAGAUCCCGCUGCUAAGACAACUUGCAACCAAGAUAGCAAACAGGCAUCCACAGCGGCGGAUCCAUAGGGGUUUGGGGGGGCUCAAACCCCCCUACUGAGCUCGAACACCAUUGAAAGGAAGAGGUGGAGAAAAGGAAGGAAAAGAAAGAAGAAGAGGGAGAAGAGGUAAAGGAGGAGGAAGAAAAGGAUCCACAAUCGUACUCCAUUAGCCUUCACUGCAAUGAAGAGGUGGAGGUCUGCCACUGGGCAUUCACAAUCGUACUCUGUUAGGCUUGACUGCAACGAAGAGGUGGAGGUCUGUGUCUUCGAACGAUGCCUAAAAGGAGGAAAACAAUGUUUUGAGGAGGCCGAUCCAGGAAACCAGAUCAUGGGUUUCCAUGCAUCACAGGACCUCGAAGAUCGGCUGGCCUCCCCUGUUAGAAGCUGUGACAAAUUGAGCCUUAUAUCCAAAUAAAAACUGUAAGGAAAAAGUUGUAAAGCUUCACAUAAAAAAAAAGUUGUUGUGUGCUACAGGCGGAGCGGAGAACACUCUUUUUUCUCUUAUACAUAUAAACUGAGAUACAGUGUAUCGAGAUGUCUCAAUGAAGUUAAAGAUGGUCAGAUGAUUCUUAUCCGUAAGAAAGGAAAAUGUGCUUGGCCAACCUACUACUUGUCUCCCACUUUUACAUUGAGGCAUGACUACAUUAUUAUAGAAACAAUAAAAGCAGAUGGAGUAACAGAAAUGGGUUUUUAUGAUCCGUCACUGAUAAAAUACUCAGAGACAGUUGCUAAGUAGAUGACUGAUCGUUUGGGUAUGCUAGAACUCAUAAACGAUUUUUAUAAAUUCGUCUGUUUUUAUCAUAUAGAUAUAGACGGUUUUUUGAAAAACCCGUGAUAUUGAUACAAAUGGUUUUUUUCAAGAUCCGUGUGUAUCUGUAUGAUAGAUAACAGGCCAGUUGUGAGAUUUUGGUGGUUCGAGACGAAAUUAAAUAUAGGCUUCUCAUUGAAUUAAAACAUCAAAAAAUAAUUAAUAUAUAAAUUAUAAAAUAAUAUUUGAUGUAUUAAAAAAAUUGAUAAACACUUAAAGUAUAACCAAACGACGAACGCAAAGUCGUCGAAUCACCGAUUAGAGCCCUUACAGCUUACACUGAUGUCGCUGUGUUCGUCACUGAAUUUGAUCGCCGAUGAACGAAGCAGGCAUGACUGCACGAGAGGAAACUAUCUCAUCGACUUUUCUACGUACGAGAGGAUUGCUAAUUUGUGCUGUUGCUAACCUACUGCGAAGGAACCAAAGUAGUAAAACUACUUCUUUUGGGCUAGCCAAAGUCCAAAGCCCAUGUAAGAUCAUGUAACAACGGUUGCCAGUCGAUUGGAAUUUAGACUGUUAUGCUUUGUUGAGUCACAAGUAGUAUAUAUGUAUACCUAUAUGGGAGGGGGCCCUGGGUUUUAGAGAUCCAGGGCUACCGUUCCGCUUGCCCCCCUCCAUGGUUGGCUCUAGAUAGAUACGGACGGAUUACUAUGAUAAACUGUUUGUAGUUAAAGAUCCGGGUAUUAUUUUAAAUUUGAUCGCUCGCUCUCCUCUUCCCACUACCCCUUUUUUA